Messenger RNA from Stegostoma tigrinum, 14497 nucleotides. It is a transcript of the gene gpr63, whose product is annotated as G protein-coupled receptor 63. The transcript has 6 exons. Bases 985 to 2232 code for a protein of 415 amino acids. NCBI's taxonomy places the organism in Eukaryota, Metazoa, Chordata, Chondrichthyes, Orectolobiformes, Stegostomatidae. The record is from RefSeq and is a predicted model, not a curated record. Gene Ontology annotation, molecular function: G protein-coupled receptor activity. Gene Ontology annotation, cellular component: membrane. Gene Ontology annotation, biological process: G protein-coupled receptor signaling pathway.
UCACAAUGUAGCAAAACCGGGAUACAAUGUAUCAGCAGCAUAGGGGAGCGACUGGACGUGGGGAAUGCUACCUCUGUGUGUAGCUACAUGGAAGGUGGAUCUGAAUCAUACGAUUUCCGCAUCGAAGAGGCUCCCCGCUCUUUAGAUUGGCUGGAAGCGCAUCAAGAAUAGCUACAAUAAAAUCAAAGCCAAGGGAAACCCAUGCGUGAGAGGCAUCGUAAUAACUUUUCCAGUAGUGGGAACAACUAUUCAUUGCGGAUUUGUGCCAUGGACCUGGGAGGCCAGGGUGCGAUAAACAAAAUUUUCCGGAGUCAUAGCUACACUACGUAUGGCCUGAUGAUCAGAUAACAGGAUGUGAGCAUCAGUGGCAAGGCCAGCAUUUACCACUCAUCCCUACUGGCCUCAAGACGUGGACAAUGAACUGCUUUUUAAAACUGCUGCCAUUCAGGUGGUGCAAGUUCCAUAGAGUUGACGCCGUGACAGUGAAGAUAGUGAAAUACAUUUUCAAAUCAAGAUGGUGUAUGACUUGGAGAGCAUCUUGCAGGUGAUGAAGUUCCCAUAUGUCUGCUAUUCUUGUUCUUCUCUGUGGCAGAGGUUCCUUGUUUGGAAGGUGCUGACUAAGGAAACUUGACAGAAUUGUUCUUGCAUCAUCAUUAAACUUUGCAGCCCGAUGAAAUGCAGACAUCCCUGAGAAAUGGAGGACGAGGAAAACUGUUGCCACAGAAGACAGCCAACAUAAUUGUACAACAUUGAAGAAACUACAUCUGAGAAAGAUAAAGAACCCAGCAUGAUUGAGAGACAUCUGAGGGUCUGCCAGAUUGUGAAACUUUGGAAACCAGUAAGACUCUAAUCGAUGAUAGGUGGUAACUGCACAGCUUCUGAAAAAACCUGCCAUUCUGACCAACAUGUAACUGUCACUAAUUGUACUUGAUUGGUGGUGCAAGAUGAUGUCUUUACAGUUUGGCCAUUGGUCCUAGUAUAACAAUGGUUUAUUCUCCACUUUUGACUGCACAUGCAGGGACCUCAAAUAGCACAAUUGUCACUUCUGAACAUGCCUAUUUCAACUCUUCAGCACAUGCUGUAAUUCACAAUGAGGUGGAACUCUCUGUUGCUGAAGGAUCUGCCACUUACAAAACUACAGAAGGUAACUCCAUGAAAAAUAGCACAGCAGUUCCCACUCAGUCAGACUAUGGGGGUAUAGGCCUUCCUCUGCAGGUCCUCCUUUCUGCCAUUAUGGUGGUAAUAGCUUUAAUUUCUUUCCUGGGAAACUUUAUUGUCUGUCUCAUGGUCUAUCAGAAAGCAGCCAUGCGAUCAGCUAUUAACAUCCUUCUGGCAAGUUUAGCCUUUGCAGACAUGAUGCUUGCUGUAAUGAAUAUGCCCUUUGCCCUAAUCACUGUUAAUACUACAUACUGGAUCUUUGGUGAUAUUUUUUGCAGAGUGUCAGCCAUGUUUUUCUGGCUUUUUGUGAUAGAAGGAGUUGUUAUCUUGCUUAUAAUUAGCAUUGAUCGCUUUCUCAUCAUUGUUCAACGUCAAGACAGAUUGAACCCUUACCGUGCUAAGCUGCUGAUUGCCAUCUCGUGGGGUAUGGCAUUUUGUAUGGCCUUUCCCCUUGCUGUUGGUAGUCCACAUCUGCCAGUGCCAUCUCGUGCUCCACAGUGCGUAUUUGGAUAUUCUACAGAUCCUGGUUAUCGGGCUUAUGUCCUGUUAAUAAUAAUUAUGUUCUUCUUCAUCCCAUUCAUGCUGAUGUUGUACUCUUUUAUGGGUAUCCUCAACACGGUCCGACAUAAUGCCAUUCGGAUCCAUAGCAGCUCAGAUAGCAUUUGUUUGGGCCAAGCCAGUAAGCUCGGGCUCAUGAGCCUGCAGAGACCCUGCCAGCUAAGCAUUGACAUGAGCUUCAAAACGCGUGCCUUCACUACCAUCCUGAUCCUCUUCAUUGUCUUCACCUUCUGCUCAGUGCCAUUCACCACAUACAGCCUUGUUUCUACUUUCAGCAGUAGCUUUUAUCAUAAAGGUAACUUUUUUGAGAUAAGCACGUGGCUCCUUUGGUUAACCUACCUCAAAUCUGCACUCAACCCAUUAAUUUACUAUUGGAGGAUUAAAAAAUUCCGUGAUGCUUGCUUAGAGCUGAUGCCAAAAACCUUUAAGUUCUUGCCUCAGCUGCCUGGACGUACCAGAAGGCGAAUUCGUCCAAGUGCCAUUUACGUUUGUGGAGAGCAUCGAUCUGUGGUUUAAGAUAGAAGACCCUGUGCAUUGUUUCAAAUAUCAUCCUUACUGCCAUCACAUAACUUGCCAAUUAAUUUCCCCAAGCUUUUAUUCUCCUUCAAAACACUGGAUUUUACAUUUUAAAUACAGAUGUAGCUACAUUCUCUGUAGUUGCAAACAUUUCUUUAAUUAGUGAAUAAAUGUUUUUACAGUGUAAAUUUGAAAAUAUUGCCUGUGCAAUUUGUAUACUUUUUGGAUACUUUGUAAGAUUCAGUCGAGCUCUGCUUCAAAGCUUGUGGAUUGUUGUUCAUUGGUUUGAUGCUGCUAACUUUAGUGAGAAUGUGCAAUUCUGUGUUUUGUGUUCUGACCACUAAAUGGAACUGACCUUUAUUAAUAAUAUUAAUUAAGCACAAUUGACCUCUCAGGCUAUAUACAAAUAAAAAUGAGCACUAUAUGUUAAUUAUUUUAUCUUUGAUGUUCCCCUGGAAGAACCAAGAAAUGCUUGGUUUGCGAAAUUAUUUUAAGAACUAGAGAUCAUUUGGUCCGCUGCUGUACAAUUGAGAAUUGAUACUUAACACAAUGUAGCCGUUAGCUUGUUUCAUUGUAACUCAUAAGAAUAACUUUAUUUUUUACAUAGAACAGCCUGAAUGCAUAUUUCAUUGCUAACAUGGUCCAUGCAAGAUACAAAAUAUAUGUAUACUCAGGGAAUACUAAAUUUAUUAUGUAGAAUUAUUCAAUGUUCGAUUCUGGUGUGGGUUGAUUUUACUUAAAAAAUCUUGUGACUGUGUAUAUUUAUGUAAAUAUCAGUAAUAACUUAAAGGUAUGUAUAUUCUAGAAAUAUGUAAAAGCGAAUUGUGGUUUAAAAUGCGUUCCUUAUUCAGAGGAGAGCAAAGUAGAUUUUUCUUCCUCUACAUUGUAAUGGAUAGUGUUUUAUUAUCUGCAUUCAAUUACAUAUUUGGUUUCCAAGAUUAUGCUACAAACGCCAUUGUUUUAAAUGAUGACAAGUAAUCAUAUGCCUGUGUUGCUUUUCAGGAGCACAAGCUUGUCUGUCUAGUUAGAAAUUAUUGUCUUUUGAUUAAAAGUGUGGGCAGACCUUUGGUAAUCUUGCUUGUAAGUUCAAUGUAAUCAAUUGAAUGUAAUCAAAUUAUUUUUAAUAUUAAUUAAUUUCACUUCAGUUUGAUCCUUAUUUCUUUGUGAGUUUUCAAUAGAUCAAUUUACAUAAUUGUUUUGUACUUGCAUGUAUGUAGAAGCUUAAUGUUUGAAACUGAUUUCUGGAUGGUCCUUACUAAAUAUUUAGUGCUGUGAUCACUUGCUUAGUAGAGACCAAUCAAAUCUAAAUAUUGCGUUCCUCAACAAUUAGCAGAUAUUAAAGAAAAUAAGGAAAAUAAAGAAUUGCAUUGAUAUGGCACUUCCCCUUGUCUCAGGACCUCCAAAAGUAUUUGCAGCUAAUGAAGUACUGUUUAACCAAAAGCAAAGAACUGUGGAUGCUGCAAAUGUGGAACAAAAAAUGAAAUUGCUUGAGAAACUCAACAGGUCUGGCCAUAUCUGUGAAAGGAAAGCAAAAUCAACAUUUUAGGUUCAGAGGCCAUUCUUCAGAACUGAGUUCAGAAAUUCUACUGAGUUUAUCCAGCAAUUUCAGUUUUUGUUUAAGUACUUUUAAAUAUAGUCAUUAUUGUAGAAAAUUCAGCAUCCAGUUGACACACAGCAAUGUCCCACAUCAUUAAUGUGGUAAUGACCAGAAAAUCUGUUUCAUUGAAGUCAGUUGAGAAGUAAAUGUGGGUCAGGCCGAUGUGAGAACUACCUUGCAUUUCUGUAAAUGGUACCAUGGGAUUAUUAUGUCCAGCCAAGACAAUAAACAGGAUAACAAGGCGUAGAGCUGGAUGAACACAGCAGGCCAAACAGCAUCAGAGGAGCAGGAAAGCUGACAUUUCAGGUCUAGACCCUUCAGAAUUCUGGACCCGAAACGUCAGCUUUGGCCUGCUGUGUUCAUCCAGCUGUACACCUUGUCAUCUCAGAUCCUCCAGCAUCGGCAGUCCCCACUAUCUCUCACAAUAAACAGCAUGUUAGUUUAACUUCCUAUCUGAAAAGUAGUGCCUCCAACAUUGCAGCAAUUCCUCAACUCUGCACUGGAAUGUCAGCCAAAUUGUACUUGUCUGUGGGUAGAACUUGAAUGUACAGCAGUCUGACUGGAGUUGAAUAUAACACCACUAAAACAUAGCUGACACUUGCACCAGAAUGGAGAGUCUCAUAAAUAUAAGUCAUUCUAACUAUUCCAACAUUGUAAAGGGACACUCAAAUAAGUUGAAAUUUUAACCAAAUUAACAGUGUGACUCUGGCUAAGCCUUAGGCUGUUGGACAAAUCUAAGAUUCAACUUGUGAGCGUUCUGCUGCAGAGAGGUUAACGUAUGAGUUCCACUUGGUACUUUGGUAUAAUAUGUUAAUUCCCAAUGCUAUGGAAACUGCAAAUUGAGAUACAAAGUCAUGAAAAUUGUAGUGUGAUUGCUAUGACAUAUUUUCCCUAAAACUCUGUUUCUAAUUGCUUGCUGGAACCAGUUAACCCAGCCAGUUGGAGGUCCUGUAUUUGAAUGGCUAGGAAAACAUUGUGGGUUGGUAUCUUCUGCCCACCCUCAACCAUAUUGAAGAAAGCAGUAAAAGUGGCUGAAGACUCCCAGGUCAGUCAGUUGCUAGGCCUGGAAAUAAACUGUUAAUUCCCACAUACAGAAGAUUGUCUUGAAGAUUGUUUUUAAAAAAAGGAAAAGCUUUAUUUUUAUUCAUUCAUGGGAUGUGAGCAAGGCCAAAAUUUGUUACCUAUCCCUAAUUACCUUUGAAAAUGUGGUAAUAAGCUGCCAAGUUGAGUGACUGCAGUUGGUGAAGUGAAAGAUAUUUACAUAGUGCUAUUCAGGAGGAAAUUCCAGCAUAUUGGCACAGUGACUGUAAACAAAUAGUGACAUUGUUUUAAGUCGGGCUGGUAUGUGAUUUGGAAUGGAGCUUGCAGGUGGCGGUGUUCCCGUGCUUCAGCUGCCCUGGUCCAUCUAGGUGAUGGAGCUUGUAAGUUUAGAAGGUAAUGUUGAAGACAGUUUGACGAACUGCUGCAGUGCAUCUCCUGGAUGGUACACACUUCUGCAGUGAAUUGAUGUUGGAGAGUGAAUAUUUAAAUUGGUGGAUGGAGUUCAGAUCAUGAAGAUGGUUGUGUCCUGAAUGGUUGAACAGUUGGAACUACACUCAUUGAGAUACUUUGGGAGUAUUCCAUUCAUGAACUAUGCCUUGUAGCUAGUGCACGUGCUUUGGAGAGCCAAGAGGUCUUCCUGCAGAAUUUCCAAACUCUGAUCAGCUGUGGUAGCCAUAGGAUAUUGAUAGCAUGGAAAUCACCAAUAGCAAUGCGAUUGAAAUUUGAGGAGAAAUAAUUACAUUCUUUCUUGUUGGAGAUGGUCAUCGCCUGACCCUUGUGUAGCACAAAUGUUACUUGCUACUUAUCACCCACAGCUCUGAAUGCCGUCCAGGUUUUGAAGCAUAUAAACAGUGAUUGCUUCAGUCCCUUAGCAGUCCCAACUGAAACAUUGCUCAGUCGUUAGUGAAUAGCUGCACUGCUGACCUUAUGAUAGAGCUCAGCUGAAAAUGGUUGGGCCUUGAAUAUUGAGGAAUUCCUGCAACUGAUGUCCUGGGACUAUAAUGGUUGACCUCUCAACAGUGAAAACCUCAGUGCUCAGCUUGUCUCAAAACUUGGAUGGAGUGAUUGUCACCUGAUUGUCAUUGACUUCAGUUUUACCAGGGUUCCACAAUGGCAUGCAAUCCAUGCUGGCUUGAGUCAAGUGCAUCACCCUCAUCUCUUGAGUUCAGUUCUUUUGACUGUCUUUCAGGAAGAGAUAGUGGUCUAUUUUAGUGGUCAUGGCACUGGCCUCAUAAUCCAAAGAUCCAAGAUAAUGCUAUAGGGGCAUGGGUUCAAUUCAUCCCAUAAACAGUGUGUGGAAUUUAAAAUCAUUGAAUAAAUCUGGUAUAUAAAACUAGUCACAGUAAUAUUGACGAUGUCAACAAACAUUGAUUGUCGCAAUAAGAAGUGUCACUUUUAAAAAGACACAUGUCCUUCACAGAAUGAAAUGUGCCAUCCAUGCAAGCUCUGAGCUACAUGUCACUCCAGAUCCAUACAAGUAACUUAAAUGCCCUUCAGAAUAGUCGUGCAAACUGCUCAAUUCAAGGGUAAUUAAGCAUUGGGAAAACGUGCGAGCUUCGCCAGAGAUAUCAAAGUCCUAUCAAUGAAUUUGAAGAAAAUGGACCAAGACAUUAAAAGUCAGGAACUAAAUAGCCCUGGCCAAAAAAAAACAAACUCAGAUUUGGUGAGCAAAUUGUUGCUGAGUAAUUGCAGCUUGAUAACAUUGUUAAUGAUGACUUUGCUGAUGAUUGGGAGUAGGCGUUGACUGGAUUAGAUAGGACACACCUAGAAAGUGUUACACAUUACUGGGUCAAUGCCUUUAUUAAGGGAUUGCAAUAUGUCACUUUUGGCAGUCUGUAAAAUUUCAGCCAUGCAAGAAUUAAGUGCUAUUGUGACCUUGAAUGCCGCAGGCAAUGCAAUACUGGAUGUGCUGUAAUGUCAGGGUCUUUGUCAUACAGCAUGGACACAGACCCCUUCAGUCCAUGCUGAACAUAAUCCCAAACUUGACUAGCCCCACUGCCUGCUCUUGGCCCAUACCCCUCCAAACCUUUCCUAUUCAUGUACUUAAAGUGCCUUUUAAAUGUUGUAACUAUGCCCGCAUCCACUAUAUCUUCAAGAAGUUCACUCCACAUGCAAAAUCCCCUUCAUGUAAAAAAUUUGACACGUUUUUUUUAAAUCUCUCUCCUCUCACCUGUCCUCUCGUCCUGAAAUUCCCCCACCCUAGGAAAAAGGCACUUACCAUUAGCCCUAUUUAUAUACCUCAUGAUUUUAUAAACCUCUAAGGCCACCUGUCAGCCUCCUACACUUCAGUGAAAAACAUCCUAGCCUAUUCAGCCUUUCUGUAUAACCGAAACCUUCCAUUCAUGGCCACAUUCUGGUAAAUAUCUUCUGAACCCUCUCCAGCUUGAUAACAUCCUUCCUUUCACAGGUCAACUAGAACUGGACACAGUAUUCCCGAAGAUGCCUCACCAAUGUCCUGUACAACCUCAGUAUGACUUCUUAAUUCUCCUUCAUCUACACCCCCACUACUUCUCAUGCAGUGUAUGAAGAAUUCCAAGAGGAUAUUUAUGACUCAACAUUUCUUUUUCCCCCUGCUGACAGUACUAAGGUGUCCAGUAAUGGUAAAGUAACAGCAGUCACUCUUGGCUGAAACCUUGAGAUAAUAUCUGGGGCAAAAUGUAAUUAGUUGUUGAAGUUGAGACAAGUUGAGUAGAAUUUUGGUGUGUCUCAAAAGACCCCUUGAAAUGGAAUAUAGUCAGUUCGUGAGGAGAUGGUGAUAUAAUUGUGAUGUCACUGGAUUAGCAAACUAGAAGUCCAGGCUAAUGCUCUGGACACAUGGGGUCAUUUCGUACCAUAGCAGCUGGUGGAAUUUGAUUUUCAGUUAAGAAAUGCACAUUAUAAAGCUACUUCCAGUGAUGACCACUAAACUAUCGUUGAUUGUCAUAAAACCCAUUUGAUUCACUAGUGCCAUUUGGGGAAGGAAAUUUGCCAUCUUUAAUCUUAUUUGGCCUAUGUGAGACUCCAGAAAUGUAGCAAUGUAGUUGAUUCUGAACUAAUCAUUAAAAUGGUCCUCCAAAGCUACACAGUUUAAGGGCAAUUAGAGAUGGGUAACAAAUGCCACCCUUGUCUGUGGUAUCCACACCUUAUGAAAGAAUGACAUAACUCGAUCAGUAAGGGAAUAGUGAAAGUCAAGAGUGGUUUUCUGCAAUAUUCUGUGUUUUGUUUUUACACCAGCAUCCACUACCAGUAAAAACACCACUGUCGCUAAUUCAGUAUUUACAUCCAAAGCAUAUUAAGGGCAAUCUAAACUAUCAGAAGUGAGGGGGGAAGUGGGGAGAGAGGGAAGAGGCUAAAUAAAAAUGGAGUUGCAAGGAAAAUAUAGUACUAUAUUCCUCCGUGCUGCCCAUCUCUCUCUAAAUACAUCAGAGCAUUGAUGCGCAUCGGUUGCUCCUUCUGCAAGGAUACCUGAGCACAAACAUAACGACAGAAAUCUACAAUCUUCUGCAACAACUGCUUCACUCCUCUUCAGCUAGCUACUAUUAGGAGAGGUUGUUGAAUUUUAUGUGUUCAACGUGAGAAAAUUUAGGAUGAUUUUUGAAGAGCCAUUCAGAGGUAUGUGAAAGCACCUCGAGGUAGGGGGGGAAAAAAGAAAGAGGUUAUGUGUUACCGAUAAAAUGGCAUUCAACAUCUUUCAUGAGCACCACCAGACAAUGUAAUUGUCUUCUGGAUGGCUCUUCCUAGCAAUACUCUAAACCCUUCACCAAAGUAUGGUCUUGCAGUAAAUACAAUCCAAACUGUUCCAACUUGAGACACCGUCUUGUCUUCCUUGAAAGCUUGUUAGCCACUGCAAUAUUCAACCAAACUCUGUCAACUUCUUCAAAAAAAGGAUUUGGACAUUGAGGGAUGUAAGAAGGAAAAAAGGAAGUUGCUGGAUGUAAUGCUGAACUAUUACAUGAUCCGAAGAAUGUGGAAGAAGUGAACUUGUGUUGAAUUUGUCUGACUCCAGCAUUGGCAGUUCUUACUAUCUCUUGUAUUGACUUUCCAAUCUUUAUUAACCAGGCAAAGUUGCAGCUUACACCUUGGAUUUUAGCGUUAGGCUUAUUCCAAAGGAAAGUUGAUUGACUUAGGAGUGACAUUGGAUCCUUGAAUCCGGCUUCUCCAGUCAAUAAGGUUGUGACUGAUGGCUUCGCAAUUAAGUUUUUGAAAAGCUGAUUUUAAGGUUUUGAGGAGUCAGCUGAAGGCAUGUAGAAUAGAAUCCUUACAUAAACAGGCCAUUCAGCCUAACAGGUUUACACUGACUGUUUAAAGAGCAUUCCACGCACAUUCAUUCCCCCUCCCCUAUCCCUGCAUUUCCCCACAGCCAAUCCACCUAACCAGCACAUCUUUGGAGUGUGGGAGGAAAUCAGAGCACCCAGAGGAAACCCAUGCAGACACGGGGAUAAAGCGCAAACUCUACACAGAUAAUUGCCGAAGGGUGGAAUUGAGUCUGGGUCCUGGUGCUGUAAGGCAGCUAGUGCUAACCACUGAGCCAUCAUUCUGCUCUAAUGUACUGGACUUCUAGAUUACAACAUGUACUUAAUUGGCUGUAAAGUGCUUUGGGAUGUUUCAAGGUCAUAAACAAAAGUCAUUUCUCUGGUUUAAGGUGCAGACUCUUGUCAAUAUAAAAUAACUAUAUGCAUGUGGUUCCAAAUGCAAUUAGGAAAUUAACCGAAAACUACCUGGCCUGUAAGGGGAGUAUGACAAGGCAUAAGGAGUGCUAUUUUAGGUCUCUGGUAAUUUGUCUUGCCUGAAUUAUAAGGUCAUGCGUUCAAGCACUGACCUAAGAUGUCAUAAAUUGAGGUAUUACAUUGCCCAAUAUCCUAUCUCUCUGACAAGAUCAUAUCCACCUUCCUGGUUCCCAUAGUGUUGUUAGAAUAUCAAGAACAGGAGAAUCUCCCCUGAAUCCUGACUUUUGGCUACCUAAAAAUAGACAAAUUAGCAAUUCAAUCUGUUUGCAAGAACUUGUAAAAAUUGGCUGCUGGAUUUUACAUAUAUCACAACAAUAUGUAAUCGAGCAGUAAUCAAAGUGAUUAAUAGAUUGUGAUGAGAGUUGGGACAUUCUGACAACAUGAAAGACAUGAAGAAGUAUAAAAUAUGAAAGUUUACAGUCUACGAACAGUUUCAACACAACUGUAGUGUUUAAAACUAUCCAAAAUAAAUAAUUACUUGAGUAAGGGAAAAAUAAUUACUUUUAGGAUUUGAUUCAGUUUUCAUUUUUGCUACAAUUAGGGUAUAUUGCAGUCGGAUACUUGAGGGGAAAAAAAUGUUUUCUAUAAAAUUAUGAAAAAUUGAAGUGGACAGGUCAAUAUUAAUUUGACAAAAAUGUAAAUCUGUUGAGAAAUUGAAAUCUCUUCGAAACCAAUACAUUUUAAAGAAACCACUGUAUCAGAUGCCAACAGUUCAUUUCCAGAUUUCCUUUCCUUUUCUUUGAUUUUGGAGUCUGUGGCAUCGCUUGCAAUUACCAUUCUACAUGUAAAAGCAAAAGAUAUGCAGCAUCAAGCUAGCUACAAAAAAAACAAAAAAAAUCUGCAUUGAUUACAGUGCCCACCAUGACUACAGGACCACCUUUGGUGCUUUAUAUCCAAUGGAGUGCUUUUGAAGUUUAUUUAAUGUUGUGAUGUAAAAAACAUACCAGACAAUACGUGCACAGCAAGAUCUCAUAAACUGUAAUAAAACACAUUAUUGGGUUUAUCUGUUUUUGUCAUUAGUUAAGGAAUAAAUAUUGGCCGGACUGUUGAGGGAGGGGGGGAAUUCUCCUGUUCUUGUUUGCUGGCUAAUUUUCAUAUAUCUGAGAGAAGAAGCUUCCUUUGUACUGCACUGAAGUGUCAACUUUGAUUAUGUACUUAAAUGUCUAGUGUGGGGCUCGAGCUCACAAUUGUUAGUAAUGGCUUACGAAAAUCAGUUUGCAUCACGGUCAAAAGCUGAACUGAAAGAGAUUUUACAAUGGAUUUUAUCCAAAAGGCAUUAUAAAAAUGAAAUAAGUUAAAAUGAGAGGUGACUCUUCGACUGAACCAAGGCUGUGAGGAAGCCAUGUGAAUCUUUAAAAUUGAUCUUUGCUGUAAAAUGCAUUUCUGAAGCAUAUAACACGAAUAGCUAUUUUACUGUUUAUGGCAUAAAAUUGUUACUGCAGCAAAAACAGGAUUUGAUUAGGGCUUUAAGAAUGAGCACAAGAUGAAUAAUCUUAUAAAACCAAAUUUUUUCAUAACUUGGAAAUAGAUUUUAGUUUAGUCUUUUUUAAAUUAACACAAUCUACUUCCUUGGAUGUGUAAUAGUUUUAUGUUGGUGCCACUACAAUAUCUGACGAUGACUGUACAGUCUGUUGGAUAUCAUGAUGGUUCUCUGUUGUGUUUCAUGUCGGAGCUACCAUUUGCACUUAAUUGUUGGAGUUAGGCACAUCGUGCAGUGGGACAUAGAGGAAUAGUGAGUAGCCACGCUAUACUAUAUCUAACUUCCUCACAUGUUUGGCAUUCUACAUGUACAAUGUAAUAUCUAUGCAUCUUUGCACAUUAUUAUGACUUUUUACACUUGAUAUUUUUGUUAGGUUUAUUCUUGUAAAUUAUUCCUUGCAUUGUAAAUAGAAUGUGACUUUUACCCUACAAUAUCUAUAUAAUUGAACAACAAACAUUCAUUGUCUUUUUUUCCAAAUGACUGAAUAAGCCACGUGACCCAGAGUGAUAUUUUUAACUUAUUGUAGCUCAAAGAAUAAAGGCUAUACCAGAUAAAACUGAAAGAACUGUGGUUGCUCUAAAUCCGAAACAGAAACAGAAGUUGCUGGAAAGGCUCAGCAGGUCUGGCAGCAUCUGUGAAGAGAAAUCAGAGUUAAUAUUUCAGGUCUGGUGACCCUUCCUCAGAACAUCCUGUUCUGAGGCCCAAAACAUUAAUUCUGAUUUCUCUUCACAGAUGCUGCCAGACCUGCUGAGCUUUUCCAGCAACUUCUGUUUUUGUUAAAGGCUAUAUCAGGUUGUGACUUUGCCUAGAAGCAACCAAGUCUAUUUUAUGGAAUAGUGCACAGUUAAAUGUGUGGUUUGAAAUACAAAAUUGGAUUUGCAGUGCACAGGAAUAUUUAAAAAACAAUGUGUUAUUUUUGUGAGUAACAGCACAAACCUGAACCUUGAACCAUAAUCCUAAAUGAGCCUUGUGUGACCUUUUUAUUAUCAUCUUCAGAGUGACUAAUGAUUGGUUGCUUGUCAGAUGCAUCAGUCAAAAGUGUAAUAAAGUGUAGAUUUUGUUAAAUGUGUUCCUAGAGGCAACAAGAAUGCCAAAAUAUAUGUACUUCAAAGGACCAAUAGUAUAGUUACUUUUAAAUUUAAUGAAUUGCUUCCGUUGCUGUCACACAAAGUAGUCUCCCCAAAAUAUUCACAUAAUCUGUAGCUGCCUCCAAGAAAUAUCAGCAAGCUCCAAUGACCCUAUUAAAAAGGAAAAUAAACUGAAAUUCUACAAAUCUUAAAUGAGAACAGAAAGUGCUCAAAAUGUUUUUUAGGAAGAAACUGUAGAUAAGAAUUAUAUGAUGGAAUUAUGCUAAACCACUUUUACUGAAUUACACACAGUGCUAGAUUUUGCUGAGCAUACUUUCCAACCAUGUCUGCUGUCAGCUAAACCUAACCCUUCAAUUGAGUCUCGUGGCACAGUGGUAGUAUCCUUUCCUUUGAGCCAGAAGGCCUGGGUUCACAAGUCUUACCUACCACAGGUAUGUGAUAUAACAUAUCUACACAAGUUGAUUAAAGCUACCACUCAAUUGAAAACAGCUUUUCCCAUUAAAUGUGCAUUUUGUUCCUGAUAACUUCUCUACCCAGUGUUGUUCGCCAAAACCUGAGCAAAAAUGUAUCUCCUUAACCAGUUCAUUAAAGAUUUUGAAAUAAAAAGGAGAGGACUGAGAAAUGUAAGUGGGAGUAUUAUUAAAGAGAGAUAAAUCGAAUACCAAAUAGACUGCAGCAGUUCAAGAAGGCAGUCCACCACCAUGUUCUCAAGAGUAGGCAGGCAUAGGUAAUAAAUUUUGACCCAGCUAGUGAUACCAACUUCUCAUGAAUUAAUAAAGAAAAAUCACACACGGAAAAGGAGGGCAAGAAGGAUGUAUUAAUUUUAAAAAAGUCAAAAGAAAACUUUUAAACAAUUAUUAAUUUUACACUUGAAAAAAAUCCAACAGCCUGAAAUAGUGUGGCAUAGCAUUUAAAUUCUUUGGCACAAGAGAUAACAAUUUUAAGUGGCAGUUAAUAACAGUGUUAAAUUAGUGCUUACCCUCAAUAAUUAAUUACACCUGUAAUUACUCGGCCUAAAUAUCUGUUUGUGUUUACUUUGUACCUACUGUGCAAAUACAGCAACAUCGUGACUUCAAAGCAUAUUAGUAGUGUGGCAUCAACAAAGUACAGUUUCACAAAGUUAAUGGUGCAACUCAGACAGCAACCUCUAGCUAUUUACAUUUAACUGUGUCACUGGCUCUUGCCUGAAGUAGUUGUACUAUUUAUGGAUAAGUAGCCUCUCCAAUAUCAUGACAGCAAAAUAUGAUCUUUUAUCUGUAUGUCAUUUUAAUAUAUGAAUAAACCACCCUGACCAAUUUCUCAACCUGAUUUUGAUCCAGUGUGUACUUUGAACAGGUAGAAUUAAAUGAGACAAUCCAUCAAGUGCAUGAGUGCUUCACUUUUGUUAUGCCAUAGAAUGGUACACUAAGCCUGACAGGAAAUGGAAGCUUCUGUUUUAUUCCAUCUAGUAUAACCUGGUGAUGCAGCAAUAUUUAAUGUGCCUCACUCGUUUUUACGUUACGUAUUACACAUACCAAGUGAAUCUGCUUGUAGACUGCACCAAUUAUGUGCCUUAACUAAGAAAAAUAGAUAAUUCUCUAAGCUUUGCCAUUGAAAAGUUAGGUUGUUGCAUUUAGGUAGUUUGCUCUAUGGAAACAGAGACAUUUCAUGACUUACUUCACAAUUCUAGUGUAUCAUCCUAUAAUGUAUAUGUUGAUUCAAUAAUAUAGUAAAUAUUUCAUAUGACAUUUAAUGUUUUCAUUUAAAAUGGUAAAUUGUGGCUAUAUUUAACAAAUGAUGUAUUAGAGAGAGAAAACUAUGAAUGGUAGCUCUCUGCAGCCCAAAAUAGCCAAGUUAUUUAACAAAGAGGCUACUAUGCAUGCACUUUAAACCAUUCUUGGGAAAUACAUCUAUUUCAUGUAUAAAAUGCAAAUGUAUAAGGAAACAAUACUGAAUUUUCAAAUGUUUUGUACCUAUAUCUUUUGCAGAUUUUUAGUUUUAGACCCAAGAAUGAAUAAGGUUUGGUCAGAAUGCAAUUCACAUGAACUUACCAGGGUGCUUUUUGUAUUUGUUCAAUAGCAGCUGAUUGUGCAAAAAAAUACAUUUUUACUCCAGAACUACUUUGGAAAACUGUCACAAUUUGAUGUAAAGGCUGAUCGCUUCAAAACUUAGAACUAUUUUUCUUUCUUCUUUUAGUUCCCUAAGAGACCCCAGCCUUUAUUGUGAACAUUGAAUGAUGUGGAUGUGUCAUUCUUUCGUUUAAAUUGAAAUAUAUUGUAUUGGUGCAGUGUAGAAUCUUGUAGUUUACGUCAAUAAUCACUUAGAUGUUAUGAACAAAAAUGACUAAGUUGCAUGGGUUACCUCAUCUUGAUGA